Messenger RNA from Penicillium malachiteum, 2628 nucleotides. RefSeq lists its product as uncharacterized. NCBI's taxonomy places the organism in Eukaryota, Fungi, Ascomycota, Eurotiomycetes, Eurotiales, Aspergillaceae. Gene Ontology annotation, molecular function: protein binding. The transcript has 3 exons. Bases 1 to 2628 code for a protein of 875 amino acids. The record is from RefSeq and is a predicted model, not a curated record.
AUGGCAUACCCUCCGUCGGCAGCUCAGAGACCCCCGCCUAUGAGGCAGUACACUAAUUCUCCGGCCCCUGCCUCGGCCCCUGGUGGCUAUGCGCCUGAUGCCAUGUACAACUCACCAGGCGGAUAUGCUCCUUCAGACUCCGGAUAUUCGGAUUCAGCAUACGACAACUCAUCAUAUGGUAUUCCACCGGGCCCUCCUGCCUCUGCACCACCCAGGGGACAGCCGCGCCCAAUGCGCCCACCAGGCGGACCUCCAGGGCCAGGCUCAAACCGGCCUCCUCCAGGAUAUGACAGUCGACGUGGUCACCCUCGUGAUAGACCACCAUCGGAGAAGCGAUCUAGGACUCCGGGAGGCCGUCCUCGACAAGGCGAAAGUUUCGACAGCCCAUUCCCUGCAGUCCCACCAGGCAGAGACCCCAGAGAUCCCCGAGACCCAAGAGACCCAAGAGACCCCCGAAACCGCCGCCCUCCGCCUGGAGGCCUAGAAAGAGACAUGGCCGCGAUGGAUAUCAAUGGACGACCACCACCCCGGCCACAUACAUCGAAUGGACGAAGACCAGAUAUGCGCGCACCUCCACCACGUGGACCACCUCCUGGUCGAGGCAGGGGAGGCUAUUACCCAGGUCAACCAGGUCCACCAGGUCCACCACGGGCAGGACGGCCACCUAUGGGACCAGGGCCCUCGCGAAGCGCAACAAUGCCACUACGAGAACCUCCGCAUGGUGCACCCUAUGACGAAUAUGGUGCUCAAGGUGGUCCAAUGGGCGACAUACCUCCUCCACGUCCCAACACUGCCGGUGGUAUGCGACCUCCGCGCGGACGAUUUGUUAAUGAUAUGGAUCCGGCCCGAAUGCUACCGCCCCCUGAUCCUCCCAACCGUGUUUCAUACGCGCCCAAAGAAUUCUUGGAUAGCUACUACUACGACAGCAGCCACGAAGAUGAGCCUGAAAUGCCUAAUUUCGAUGCCAUUCCUCUUCCUCAUAAGAAUGGACCGAUAGAUGAGAUGGCUUUGGAGACACCAAAGCCAAAUCUACAAACUCCUGUUUCGCCAGCCUCCACUGCUAAUGGCCAGUAUGCCCCUUAUAGUCCCGAUGGAGGUUUGUCAGCUCCUCGACAGGGCACUGCGCCGAAUCAAUUUGAAAAUGCCGGGUUCAAUUUCGACAUUGGUGGGGGCGACACCUCUCCAGCAGCUUCUGGAUAUGCGCCUUCGCCAGGCAGCUUUGAACAAUCUGGUGGAUAUUUCCCUCAUAAUCCAGCUUAUUCCGGUCCUCCUGGUCCUCCUGGUCCUCCCAUGCAAGCUGGAUACUCAUAUGAGCAACAUCAAGCACCUGACGCUCAACAAAGUCCCGAUGCCUUGCCUUCUCCCCCGCCACCCUUCCGACCAGGCCACGAUCAAGCAGCGAAACCCGCUCCCAUCAGAAAUUACAAUAACUCUCCGGCUCCUUCUCAAGCACCCGCUGCUCCCUUACCGGCGACUCCGGAAGGCCAUACGCCUGUUACAGCACAAGAACUAGAGAGACUGCAACAAAAAGCACGAGGCAAUCCCGCUGAUCAGGCAACGUCACUCCUCCUAGCCAAGAAACUGGUAGAAGCCGCAACUGUUCUUGCGGCCGAAAAUACUCGUCUUGACCCUAAAACCAAAGUCAAAGCACAGGAGAAGUAUCAUCAGGAUGCGCACAAGAUUUUGAAGAAACUGGCUCAGAGUGGUUACCCAGAUGCACAAUUCUUCCUAGCUGACUGCUACGGAGAAGGUCAACUCGGAUUAGAAGCUGAUCCCAAGGAAGCAUUUAACCUUUAUCAUUCAGCCGCAAAGGCAGGCCAUGCCCAAUCCGCCUAUCGCGUGGCUGUUUGCAGCGAAAUCGGACAGGAGGAAGGUGGUGGAACCAAGCGAGACCCGCUAAAAGCCGUUCAAUGGUACAAGCGUGCCGCGGCUCUGGGUGAUACGCCUGCGAUGUAUAAAAUGGGUAUGAUUAGUCUGAAGGGCUUGCUGGGACAACCCCGAAGUCCUCGUGAGGGUGUUUCAUGGCUGAAGCGCGCCGCUGAGCGUGCCGAUGAAGAGAACCCUCACGCUCUCCAUGAGCUUGCUCUCAUGUAUCAAACUGCCUCUGGUAAUGAUUCCAUCGUCCGCGAUGAGGCAUAUGCUAGCCAGCUCUUCCAUCAAGCCGCCGAGCUGGGUUACAAGUUCUCACAGUUCCGUCUUGGUUCAGCCUAUGAAUAUGGCUUAAUGGGAUGUCCUGUCGACAACCGCAUGAGUAUUAUCUGGUAUACUCGUGCUGCUGCCCAGGGUGAGCAUCAAAGUGAACUCGCGCUUAGUGGUUGGUACUUGACUGGAACAGAAGGUGUCCUGCAACAAAGCGACACUGAGGCAUACCUUUGGGCCCGAAAAGCGGCCGUGGCUGGUCUUGCAAAGGCCGAGUACGCAAUGGGAUACUUCACCGAAGUUGGAAUCGGUGCUGCUUCGAAUCUCGAUGAUGCUAAACGAUGGUACUGGCGUGCAGCUGCACAAGGAUUCCCCAAGGCCAGAGAACGUCUUGAAGAACUCAAGAAAGGCGGAGGUCGGAUGCAAAAGACCCGUCUCUCUCGUUCAGCUGUCAACAAACAAAGUGACGGUGAUUGUGUGUUGAUGUAA